CUUUGACUAGCUUUUCUUUCGAGGCAUCCCCGGUUAAGUGGAUAAACCAACAAGACGCAGCUAUGAGUCUCUCAGCCAAGGACAAAGCCAAUGUGAAGUCCAUCUGGACCAAGAUCCUAACUAAAUCCGAUGACAUUGGAGAACAGGCGUUUUCCAGGAUGCUGGUCGUCUACCCCCAGACCAAGACCUACUUCUCCCACUGGGCUGAUCUGAAACCCGGAUCCGCUCAAGUAAAGAAACACGGCGACACCAUCAUGAACAAGAUCGAUGAGUGUGUUAACCACAUGGAAGACCUCGUGCCUUUCCUGUCCAGCCUCAGCGAACUGCACGCCACCAAACUGAGGGUGGAUCCCGCCAACUUCAAGUUCCUGGCCCACUGCCUGCUUGUGGCUGUUGCCGCCUACUUACCCAACGACUUCACCCCAGAUAUCCAUCUGUCCGUGGACAAGUUCCUGCAGCUAGUUGCUCUGGCCCUGGCGGAGAAGUACCGCUAAACCGGAGUUCAGCUGUCUGUCAUCCAAGUCAUAAUGCCCUUCUAAAGGCGACACUUUGACAAUAAACGUAAUUAAAACCGA
Esox lucius (northern pike) is the source of this 575-nucleotide messenger RNA. RefSeq names its product hemoglobin subunit alpha-4. Bases 63 to 494 code for a protein of 143 amino acids. Gene Ontology annotation, cellular component: hemoglobin complex; blood microparticle; haptoglobin-hemoglobin complex. Gene Ontology annotation, molecular function: peroxidase activity; haptoglobin binding; heme binding. The record is from RefSeq and is a predicted model, not a curated record. NCBI's taxonomy places the organism in Eukaryota, Metazoa, Chordata, Actinopteri, Esociformes, Esocidae. The transcript has 3 exons. Gene Ontology annotation, biological process: hydrogen peroxide catabolic process; oxygen transport.